Anolis carolinensis (green anole) is the source of this 2880-nucleotide messenger RNA. It is a transcript of the gene ccpg1, whose product is annotated as cell cycle progression 1. Bases 196 to 2679 code for a protein of 827 amino acids. The transcript has 11 exons. NCBI's taxonomy places the organism in Eukaryota, Metazoa, Chordata, Lepidosauria, Squamata, Anolidae. Gene Ontology annotation, cellular component: membrane. The record is from RefSeq and is a predicted model, not a curated record.
GGGACUACGCUUCCCAGCCUGCCCCGGGCGAGCUCCGCUUCCACAGGGAGUGCGCAGGCGCAGCGGCCGGCUGGGGUUGGCUUGUUUGGGGAAGCAGAGGCGGAGGACGCAGGUAGGCCCGAGCGAGGCCUGCCUCGAGUGGCCUCUUCUGACUCACGGCGUUGUCUCUCAGGGCAUUGCUCUCGGCUUUGGGAAAUGGCGGAGAAUUCCAGCGACAGCGAUUCCUCGUGCGGCUGGACCGUCAUCAACCAUGAGGGAUCCGACAUUGAGGCCGUGGCCUCCGAGGGCGAGGGACCGGGCGGCCCCAUGGAGCAGGACCCGGAGGAACUCCCGCCGCUCCUGCAGGAAAGUGACCGGCAAGAAGAGCCGGCUUUGGACUUGCAAGCUGAAUUCAGCCAAGGUGACGUGUCCUUGCCAACUGACCAAAGCCCCUUAGAGACCACCAAGGCCGCUCAGGAAGAGGGUGCAAAGGGGCCCUUGCCGGAGGAUGGCACCUGCCUGGGGGCCCUGAGCGACGACUCGGACAUCGUGACACUGGAGGCCCCCAAAGCGGAGGAAUGCCAGAGCGAGGCCAUGGAAGCGCCGGUGGAUGAGGGGCCUGUGGCCUCCGAAGGCUCCGACAUGGGCUCCUCCUUCAGCAGCCAGUACACCUUCUGCCAGCCGGAGGCAGCCAGUUGGCUGGAGAUGCUGCAGAGGAUCCCCUCCUGUGUGAGCGGAUGGGCCUUCCCUCCUCCUCCUCCUCCUCCUCCGCCGCCGCCUCCUCCGCAGGAGUCCAGCAGCGACGAGGGCCCACGAUCCAGCCCUGCCUUGAGGCGCCGCCGGGCCAAGAAGAGGCCUCUCUCCACUUCGGAGUCAGAGGACACGGCAGCGCCUUCUCCACCGCCUUGCCAACAGGAAGCGGAGCCACAGCCCCCUCCCCGCAGGACCUCCUUCAUUGGCAGCAGCGGCCUCAACCGGUGCAUCCUCUUGGCCCUCCUGGUGGCCGUCAGCAUGGGCUUCGGGCACUUCUAUGGGAUCCUGGAAGGCACCAUCCAGAUCCAGAGCCGGCAGCAUCUGGUGGAGAAGACCCACUUGGACGAACUGAAGGACGUGAAGGAGGACCUGAUCCACUGCCAGCGGGAACAAGGGAGCCAAGCCGGGUGCCAGGAAGGCCUGGCCGCGUGCCUGGUGGCCACCGAGGCGGAGAAGAAGGCCUUUGAGUCCCAGAAGCGCCUCCUGGCCUCGGAGAACCUCCGCCUGCGGGAGUCCCUGGAGAAGGAGGAGGCGGCCCUGUCCUCGCUGCAGGAGGAGCUGCGCCGGCUGCGGGAGCGGGUGCGCCUGCUGGAGACGGAGGAGGAGGAAGGGGGGGAGCGGGGCCGGGGCCCAGACGCCGCCCCCUCCGAGGCCCAGAGGCUGAAGGCGAGCCUGGAGGAGGAGCAGCGCCGGGCGCAGGGCUUUGUGCGGCAGAAGGCAGCGCUGCUGGCCGAGGCCCAGAUGCUGCGCCGGGAGCUGGACAAGGAGCGCCGGGCGGCCCUGGCUCUGCGCGAGGAGGUGGAGCGCAUGAGCGCGGCCGGGCGGGAGGCCCCGCAGAGAGAGCAGGAGGCCGAGGCGCAGGAGACGGAGCGGCUCAAGGGGCGGCUGGCCGAGCUGGAGAAGCGGCUGCGCUUCGAGGAGCAGCGCUCCGACCUCUGGGAGAAGCUCUACGUGGAGGCCAAGGGGCAGGCCCAGCAGCAGCCCCACCCGCCACCACCCAAGGACCAGCCCAAGGCCAAGAAGAAGCCGCCGCCACAGCCGCCCAAGUCCUCCUUCUUUGGCUCCGUCAAGGAGACCUUUGACGCCAUGAAGAACUCCACUAAGGCCUUUGUGCGGCACCACAAGGAGAAGAUCAAGCGGGCCAAGGAGGCCGUCAAGGAGAACCUCAGGAGGUUCUCGGACUCCGUCAAGUCCACCUUCCGGCACUUCAAGGACUCCACUCGCACCGCCACCGCCACUGAGGGGAAGCGCAGGCACGGGGAGAAGCGGCGCGAGGCCCGCAAAGCCAGGCCCCACGAGGCCCCACAGCACCAGCAACAGCAACAGAGGGCCCCCGGGGGCCACGGUGAGGGCAAGAGGUGCCCUGGGAGCCCCGGGAGCCCCGGCUGCGAGCGCAAGGGCCCGUCCCCGCCCCCCAAGGGCUGCCUGGGCAUCUUCGACUGCGCCCGGCAGGAGUUUGCGGGGCUCUUUGACCGCGUCCUGGGCCCCAUCCGGGCCGACGAGUUCCACCAGCUGAUGCACAAGUUCCUGCAGCAGGAGGUGGGCGGCUUCCGGCACUGGAGGGAGCUGGAGGCCUUCCUGGGCCGCUUCUUCCGCAACGGGGUCUUCAUCCACGACCAGAUGCUCUUUGCAGACUUCGUCAACGACGUCAAGGACUACCUGCAGGACAUGGAGGAGUACCGCCGGGGAGGGAGCGGCGGCGCUGAGGCCUUCGGGGACCUGGACACCUACAUCUACCGGUACUACUUCCACUACGAACCCGCUCCGGAGCAUCACGGAGACAGCCGCCCUGCCAAGAAGACGCAGCACGAGAGGAGCCCCCCGAAGGCCCACCCCCACCACCCCCAGCGCCAGAAGCGGGAGGGGGGCCGGUGGCAGAAGGAGGGGCGGCACACGGCCAACCUGGAGAUCGAGGUGGGGCAGAUGCCCUUCCACCCCAAGUACUGAGCCCCCCCUCCUCCUCCUCCUCCGCCGAGAUUUAAGAAGAGAAGCCCCGCUGCUGCCUUUGGGGGAGAGGAGAGAGCAGAGGGGCCGAAGCCACCCUUGACCCUCCUUUGACCACCAAGGAGACCCCCCACCCCCUCCUCACUCCGGAGAAACGGGCGCCACAGCGACUACGAUGGCAAUAAUAAAAAGGCCGGGUGAGCA